AUGUUGGACAGCCAAGCGCAUAGACCAGAAGAAAUCUCGCCAAUACCACCACCAAAAAUAAAUCUUCCAAAGUUCUACGUCAACGAAGAAGUUUCCCGAAUUUUGGGCAGCAUACCGAACCCUCUGUCAGUCAUCGCAAAAAUUCUUCGAAUGCAGCCUAUCAUACAGAAAAGAAAAGAACAACAGAAUACAAAUGCCAGAGACGAAAGAGGCGUGAUCUGUGAAAAGAGCGUUGAAAAACGCCUGUGCUGGAAGUGCUACUCGAGUGAGCAUUCCAGCAGAGAAUGCACGAGGGAGAACUGUAUGCUAUGCGGCAAACUCCACCACAUCAGACUGUGCUUUUCAACAGAAAAUGCAGGUGAUGCAAACUCCAAUAUUCGUCAAACUCAUAUCAAUCUAAACAGAAGUCCAAAGCGCGACCAGUUGCUCAACGAACAGAAGCAGCAGCCGAAGACAAGAACUCUCAUCAAAAUGGGAACACUAAUUAAAAUCGAAGGCUAA
Molecule: messenger RNA, 501 nt
Organism: Cooperia oncophora
Lineage: Eukaryota; Metazoa; Nematoda; Chromadorea; Rhabditida; Trichostrongylidae
Source: the annotation of a GenBank genome assembly